UGGUGCACUUUUCAACUAAUAUGCCUCGUUUACACCGAAACUGACGUACUGAAAUCGAACCAGUGAUCACUUUUACACUUAAAAUAGAUACCCCGCUCACAGUUCGGAUGAAGUCGCGCUGAACUACACCGGCGGUGUUACACGGCGCGCCAUGAGCCUGUCGCGUCUGCGCAAUUCUUUCUCUCACAUCGCAAUUCGCAAAACGAGAAGGCACCAACACAACAAGUGGAUAUUAUAUUAUGGUUUUGGUGGUUUUGGCUAUUACUUGUUUGUGUUAUUGUGACAAUAAUGAAAGGUGUUAAAGUUAGAUACAACAAUAUUACGAAAUGGAUGAUUCUGAAUGAAGCAGUCUCAUUUCCUGACUUUUGUGCAGACAUACAAAAGAAAUUUAGUAUCGAUGGAAAUAUUAUUUUAAUGGAUACAGAUGGCGCAGAAAUCGAGGAAGAUGUCUUUCAAUUAUUUAUCACAACCAAUGAAUCCAUCACAUUUGUAGCAGUGACGAAAGAAACAAGGGAUUGUGGCAUUUUCUCAAGCGGCUACACUAAUCUUGAUUCGCCUUGCGAUGAAGCAACACCAAGUUGUUCAUCUGUUUCCACGUUAACUACAACUUCGUCGUUAGAUGAAGGUUUAUACUUGAAUGAAAUUUUUGAUUUACGGUCUCAAAUACGUCAAUCUGGAGGUCAGUACAUAUUAGACGAAUACGAAAAAAAUCAAUUUCUUACGGAUCGAACUAGGAUUCACUUGGUGAAUAUUGUGGCAAACAUUCUUUUUAACAUAUAUCAACACAAUGUUCCAAAACUGGAAAAGAUGAAAUAUGCUGAAGAAAUUGUUACCAUAUUUCCUAACUUAAAAAAUCCCGUACUACUGGCGGUUAUGUAA
This is a messenger RNA of Zophobas morio, 879 nucleotides long. RefSeq lists its product as uncharacterized. The coding region runs from base 289 to 879 and encodes 196 amino acids. The record is from RefSeq and is a predicted model, not a curated record. Lineage: Eukaryota; Metazoa; Arthropoda; Insecta; Coleoptera; Tenebrionidae. The transcript has 4 exons.